AUGAAGGACAAUUGUAGAAUAUCAAGGAAAGCAGUGCUAUUGCUGGCCUGGCCAUUUAUGCUCUUUGUUCCACCUGUGCUUGCUCAGAACCCUGGUGUCAUUCAUAUCGAUCCAGAAAAAGGAGGUGAUUACUGCUUUGUCUUCCAUUCGCAGCUGGUGAAAUCACAUCAGGAAGGUAAUAAAAAUCACUGGUUUGACCUUCAGCCUUUCAGUCAGAACCUCACUUACUCGGCCUUGUGUUGCCUACCUUCAUUAUUUGGGAAAGAUGACAACGAUGGAGGCGGAUUCAGUACCAGAAUUGCAUCUAUAAGAGAGGGAAACUGCAAUCUUUUUGAGAAUGCCAGACUCCAUCAGAUAAACAGAACCCAGGGGCUCCUGACUCUUGGUGGAGAUGCUCCAUAUCCAAUGAAAUGGCGGCGAUCUGCAUUCAACUGGGGUCACUGUGAAGAGAUUACUAUUCCGGGGGUUCUCCUUAGCAACAUAGAUGUUCUCUACUUGUUAUUCAAGAACCUGUUCAGUGACUUGCUAUAUAAAACUGGGAUCAUCUACUUGAUGUCAAUGGUCACUGUUAUUGUAGGAAGCUACUGGGCUGGAUGCUCAGAGAAAAAAAAGCAACAUAUCAAAAGUCAGUGCCAAACAGAAAAUUCUGGUGAGAUAACAAUUGAUACCAAUAUCUACUUGACAUGUACAUGUGCAUUAAUGGCCAAUUUCAUGCUGCUUUCUCUCUACUGCUUAUAUGACUAUAUGGUGUGUGCAAUGACUGGCAUUUACUGUCUAUAUGCAUCUUUCAGCCUAUACUGUUGUUUGUCUCCAUUUGUGAGCAAAUUCCCAUUUGGAAGGUCUAUGAUCCAUCUUCCAUAUUUCCACAAGGCACUAGAGAUCAGAGCAUUACUCCUGGCAAUACUAUGCAUAUCUAUCACUGCAGUCUGUAUUUUCUUCGGAAAUGAGGAAGCAUGGGGCUGGAUUUUGCAAAAUGUUUUAGGAAUGUGUAUUGGCAUCUAUCUUCUGAGGACAAUUCAUAUUCCAAACCUAAAGAACUGUAGCCUGUUUCUUACAGCUCAUUUGUUUUAUGAUGCCGUCUGUCUUUUCAUCACACCUUUCCUAACCAAAACUGGAAGAAGUGUCACAGAUGUGACAGCUUUGGGUUCAUAUGACUCAGAAAAGAUCCCCUUUCUGUUAAAAGUGCCAAUAUUAUCUCCAGCUUCAAUUAUGGACAAUUCCUUUACUGUUGCAGGCCUCGGAGAUGUCGUACUUCCUGGCUUCCUAGUAGCCUACUGUCACCGAUUUGACGUUCAAGUUGACUCUUCAGGGGUCUAUUUUCUAGCAUCUACUCUGGCUUAUAGCUACGGUCUUUUAGUGAAUUUCAUUGCAACAACACUCUUACAGACAAAUCAGUCAACUCUCCUAUACUUAGUGCCCUGUAUACUCAUCACUAUUCUGACUGUUGCUGCUUCUCGCAAAGAAGUUGUGAUUUUUUGGGCAGGUAUGGGGGCUGAAGAGGAUAUGCCCCACCCUUCUUUGGAAUUAAAAGAGUCUAAGGAACAACUCUGUCAACAAGAAUGGGGAAAAGAAAUUCUCAACAUCACAUUCCUAAAGGAAAAGCACAGUAGCAACAUAUUCGCAGAGGAGUUAUCUGACCCGAAGACUUGCAAUGAGGAUGUCAUUAAUAACAUUCCCAGCCAUGAAAAACUAGCAAGUCAGCACGAAAUCUACGAUAAUGAUGAAGUGUGA
Messenger RNA from Anolis sagrei ordinatus, 1731 nucleotides. Lineage: Eukaryota; Metazoa; Chordata; Lepidosauria; Squamata; Anolidae. The record is from RefSeq and is a predicted model, not a curated record.